AAGGAGAAAAAAAUGAUAGAGAGGGAGGGCGGAGGAGUGGUUUGGACAGAUCUUUUCCAGCCCUUCUUUUCUUUCAACUUAUAGAUCAUCUUUAUACACACACCCACACACUCAGAGGGAGAGCUGCAGUGUAUAGACGGCAACUGUAGAACUGUAGGGCACGGAGUAGACAAAGUAAGGAUGUGACAUCACCAACAGGAAGAGACGCUGAACAACUUUUUCUCUCUUCGGUGUGUUUUCUUUUGCUGCCGUGAGAAGUAAGUGAGCCUCCCAGCCUGUUAUUGGCUGACGGAGAGGGCAUAAACCCAGGAAGGAGCUGGAGGGAGUGUCUGCAGCUGACCUACAGCUUUCUCAGCUGACCUAAUUUUUAAAGUCAAGGGAUCCCACGCCCAAAUCUUCAACAACUUUCCACAACGUUUUCCUGGAUUUUAAGUAUUCCAGCCAGGAGAUGUCUGUUCAUCUGACAACAGGACGUCACUGCAAUCUUUGCCUGACAGACACUGACCCCGUGUGACCUGAUCUAGAAGCUGGCCCUCUUUUAGGAAGGCUCCACAUCUUUGAUCAAACUCUAAACCAAACAUUGUUCUAAGACAGCUCUCCCUCCCUGAAUCUCUGAGGAAACAGAGAACGUCGAUGGCGCUGUGUCUUGGCCAAGUGUUCAUCAAAGACAAAACGUUCAGGCCAAAGAAACGUUUCGAGCCUGGGACACAGCGGUUUGAACUUUACAAAAAGGCCCAGGCCUCACUCAAGUCUGGCCUGGACCUGAGGAAAGUGGUUCAGCUCCCGGAAGGAGAAAGUAUGAACGACUGGAUCGCUGUUCAUGUGGUGGAUUUCUUUAAUAGGAUCAACUUGAUCUAUGGCACGGUGAGCGAAUACUGCUCAGAGCGCACCUGUCCCAUCAUGUCCGGGGGUCUGAAGUACGAGUAUCGGUGGCAGGACGGUGAUGACUACAAGAAACCCACCAAGCUGCCUGCUCUGAAGUACAUGAACCUGCUGAUGGACUGGAUAGAGUCCCUCAUCAAUAACGAGGAGAUCUUCCCCACCAGAGUAGGUGUGCCGUUCCCCAAGAACUUUCAGCAGGUGUGUAAGAAGAUCCUGAGCCGUCUUUUCAGAGUCUUUGUGCAUGUGUACAUCCAUCACUUUGACAGCAUCUGUAACAUGGGAGCAGAGGCCCACAUAAACACCUGCUACAAGCACUACUACUACUUCAUCUCAGAGUUCAACCUCAUUGACCACUCGGAACUGGAGCCACUGAAAGAGAUGACGGAAAAGAUAUGUAAUUAAACAGGAGUGCGGGGACAAGGGAGUCUGCAUUCUGAUGUGAUCUGAGCCUCAUGAGAAAUCAUCAACUUGAAAACAUUAUUAAAAAAAACGUACAGUUUUUAUGGCAGAUGGUGACAAUGUACUUUUACAGAUUUUAUUUUACUCACAGUGCAGUGAUGCAAUUAUAACAGCAUAUUGAUAUUAAAUACACCCAAUGUGCUCAUGUCUUUUUUAUUUUGCAUGUGUAUAUUUGUUCUUUUUUGUUUACGUUUCUGUAUGUGCAGAUGAACAGUGUUGUUUUUUCUAUAAAAGUGGAAUACUUUACAUAUUUUUUGUGUUUUUUUUUAAAUAAAGUCAAAAUGCUAAGAAUGUACUGCAUAUGUUUUAUUUCAAAUGGAUUGUGGUAUAUGACCUUUGCAUAACAUACUGGUACUUUGAUCUGGAUCUUGACCCAUUAUAGUACUAACUUGA
Molecule: messenger RNA, 1734 nt
Organism: Cynoglossus semilaevis (tongue sole)
Lineage: Eukaryota; Metazoa; Chordata; Actinopteri; Pleuronectiformes; Cynoglossidae
Gene: mob3c
Product: MOB kinase activator 3C
Exons: 4
Coding region: 634-1284 (216 amino acids)
Source: RefSeq, a predicted model, not a curated record